GCUUGCUGGCCUGGUCUCCAGGACUUGUCCCAGCAGUCCCUCGGACUGAGAAUUACACCAUCAGCUCUACUGGCUCUUCAGACUUGGACUGUGCCACACUGCCAGGCUCCUAGGGUUCUGGUUUGCAGACGGCCUGUUGUGGGACAGUCUCCCUAAUUGUAGGGAAAGCAACCAUGGAAGACCUAGGGGAAAACACCACGGUUUUAUCCACCCUGAGAUCUUUGAACAACUUCAUCUCUCAGUGUGUGGGGGGAGGAUCUGGACUGGAUAUUCCCACCUCGGCCCCAGGUUCUCUGCAGAUGCAGUACCAGCAGAGCAUGCAGUUGGAGGAAAGAGCAGAGCAGAUCCGUUCCAAGUCCCACCUCAUCCAGAUAGAGUGGGAGAAGAUGCAGAUGGAGCUGAGUCACAAGAGGGCUCGAGUGGAGCUGGAGAGAGUGGCCAGCACCAGUGCCAGGAACUACGAGCGUGAAGUUGACCGCAACCAGGAGCUCCUGACGCGCAUCCGGCAGCUUCAGGAGCGUGAGGCCGGGGCGGAGGAGAAGAUGCAGGAGCAGCUGGAGCGCAGCAGGCAGUGUCAGCAGAGCCUGGACGCUACCAGCAAGAGGCUGCGUGAGAAAGAGGACAGCCUGGCCCAGGCCGGCGAGACCAUCAACACACUGAAGGGGAGGAUCUCGGAACUGCAGUGGAACGUGAUGGAUCAGGAGAUGCAGGUGAAACACCUGGAGUCGGAGAAGCAGGAACUGCAGGAGCAGCUGGACCUGCAGUACAAAAAAUGGCAGGAAGCCAGUCAGAAAAUCCAGGAACUCCAGGCCAGCCAAGAAGCGAGAGCAGACCAAGAGCAGCAGAUUAAGGAUCUGGAGCAGAAGCUGUCCCUACAAGAGCAGGAUGCUGCGAUUGUGAAGAACAUGAAGUCUGAGCUGGUGCGACUCCCUAGGCUGGAACGGGAGCUGAAGCAGCUGCGGGAGGAGAGUGCACGCCUGCGGGAGAUGAGAGAGACCAAUGGGCUGCUCCAGGAGGAACUGGAAGGGCUGCAGAGGAAGCUGGGGCGCCAGGAGAAGAUGCAGGAGGCGCUGGUUGGCUUGGAGCUGGAGAACGAGAGGCUGCUGGCCAAGCUGCAAAGCUGGGAGAGACUGGACCAGAUCACGGGCUUGAAUGUCAGGUAGGGAGGGGGCAGGUGCCUCGGGGUCCCACCUUCUCUGAAGGGUCACUGGGGAAGAGCAGAGUCUGCCUCCUGCUCACGGGCACUGUCUCUAAA
This is a messenger RNA of Cebus imitator (Panamanian white-faced capuchin), 1255 nucleotides long. RefSeq names its product mitotic spindle assembly checkpoint protein MAD1-like. Lineage: Eukaryota; Metazoa; Chordata; Mammalia; Primates; Cebidae. The coding region runs from base 174 to 1163 and encodes 329 amino acids. Gene Ontology annotation, cellular component: mitotic spindle; nuclear envelope; kinetochore. The transcript is spliced from 9 exons. The record is from RefSeq and is a predicted model, not a curated record. Gene Ontology annotation, biological process: attachment of mitotic spindle microtubules to kinetochore; mitotic spindle assembly checkpoint signaling.